Molecule: messenger RNA, 700 nt
Organism: Amphibalanus amphitrite
Lineage: Eukaryota; Metazoa; Arthropoda; Thecostraca; Balanomorpha; Balanidae
Product: heterogeneous nuclear ribonucleoprotein A1-like
Exons: 3
Coding region: 132-452 (106 amino acids)
Source: RefSeq, a predicted model, not a curated record
AGGGAAAUACUAAACCGGUUCCCUCGGACUACCACAGACGCUGAUAUAUAAUACCAGCCGCGAGUGAGACGGGCAUCAUUAGCACAGUCAUUCGACAUCAGCAAGGAGCUUCCAGUCACAGGUCCGCAGUCAUGAAGGUCGCCGUGGUUCUCCUCUGUCUGGCUCUGGUAGCCACCGCUAGCGCUCAGCGCUUCGGUAACCGCCGGUUCCAGCGGCGGCGUCCGGUCGGAGGAGCCAACGGGUUCGGCAACGCGGGCUCCACUCAGGGACAGACCUCUGGCCUCUUCGGUACCAGCCAGAUCCAGAACAGCUUUGCGAAUGCUGGGGGUUCUGCUUUUGGUGGUGGCGCUUCCUUCAACCGUGCCAACAGCAACGUGGGCCAGAGCACAGGGCUGUUCGGAAACCGCCAGUUCGCCAACAACCAGGCCACCAGCAACCAGUUCGGAGGCUAACAAGCCAUGUCAUGUCAUGCCAAGUCAAGUCAAGUCAUCGUAUGGCAUGAUCGGCGCUGCAUGAGAACACGUGCAUCGUCUCAGCAACUUUAGUUCAUAAUGAACAUUGCAAUAUGUAGCACAGUAAAGUCAAACAAGCGGAAGGUCAACCGUCAGUCAUUUUAUACUUUGUCUUUAGCACGGAUAAAUGUGAUGUGACACAUGCAUGUAUAUUGUAUGCAAUAUGCAAAAAUACAUUAGAAACAUUA